Molecule: messenger RNA, 1107 nt
Organism: Manis pentadactyla (Chinese pangolin)
Lineage: Eukaryota; Metazoa; Chordata; Mammalia; Pholidota; Manidae
Gene: EIF1AD
Product: eukaryotic translation initiation factor 1A domain containing
Exons: 6
Coding region: 442-933 (163 amino acids)
Biological process (GO): translational initiation
Cellular component (GO): nucleus
Molecular function (GO): RNA binding; translation initiation factor activity
Source: RefSeq, a predicted model, not a curated record
GUUCUAUGGUUGGCUUCUUGGGCAGCAGAUCCGGUCUCAGGGAGCGGAGGUCUCGGAGGAGAAAACUUUAUUUCUUCGCUGCACGGCGUCCGGAACUAAAGUCUUACUCGUGACCGACCCGGCGGUGGGAAGAGUUAGAGGAACGGACAAGACGGGGAGGGUGGCCGCGAGGCUUCAGUGAUAGCGCCGGAAGUACGGUGCUGGGAAGGAUCUGACUCUGGCCGACCAGCGUCGUCCCCUUCGCCUACUGGCUUGUAGGAGUACGGUGGGAACCAGAGGCGCAGCAGACGUGAGUCCAAGCCGACGCCACCGUCGUGACCGCCGUAAAAGGCUCCUCCCCAUCUUCAAAUCGGUCCUGGGUUCUGAGCCUGCCAUCCAAGAAAUUCAGGAGGAGAAACUGACAGUCUCUGCCUCCCUCACCCGCCCAGAACUGGAUCCAGCAUGUCUCAGGCCACCAAGAGGAAGCAUGUGGUGAAGGAGGUGCUGGGGGAGCACAUGGUGCCCUCUGACCAGCAGCAGAUCGUGAGAGUACUCAGGACCCCGGGGAACAAUUUGCAUGAGGUAGAGACAGCCCAAGGGCAGCGCUUCCUGGUGAGCAUGCCCUCCAAAUACCGCAAGAACAUCUGGAUCAAGAGAGGGGACUUUCUCAUUGUUGACCCUAUUGAAGAGGGAGAAAAGGUGAAAGCUGAGAUCUCCUUUGUGCUCUGCAAAGACCAUGUGCGCUCUCUGCAAAAAAAGGGGCUCUGGCCUGAGGCCUUCUCUGAAGUGGCUGAGAAACACAACAGGAACAGACAGACUCAGCCGGAACUCCCAGCUGAUCCACAGUCAUCAGAAGAAUCCAGCUCUGAAGAUGAUUCUGACCUCUUUGUUAACACCAACCGCAGACAGUAUCACGAGAGUGAGGAGGAGAGUGAAGAAGAGGAGGCAGCCUGAGACCCUGGACCCACUUCUCCUCUUGCUCUGAGACCAGUUCUUGUUUCCUCUGAGCUUGGACAUUCCCAGGGUGCUCUGCAUAUCUUUCCGCCUGGAUGGGACAAGGCAGGGCCCCUCUCUGAACUGACCUUCUGAUCUAGGAGAAUUAAACCCCUGGUGGGUUGGUGACUUGUA